This is a messenger RNA of Gadus morhua (Atlantic cod), 1555 nucleotides long. It is a transcript of the gene apex1, whose product is annotated as APEX nuclease (multifunctional DNA repair enzyme) 1. The record is from RefSeq and is a predicted model, not a curated record. Lineage: Eukaryota; Metazoa; Chordata; Actinopteri; Gadiformes; Gadidae. Bases 223 to 1155 code for a protein of 310 amino acids. The transcript has 5 exons. Gene Ontology annotation, molecular function: DNA binding; phosphoric diester hydrolase activity; DNA-(apurinic or apyrimidinic site) endonuclease activity. Gene Ontology annotation, biological process: base-excision repair. Gene Ontology annotation, cellular component: nucleus.
CCAGGCACUAUUCGAGCGUCCUUUAGUGACUGCGCAUGCGCCCCGAGUCUCUUCUCGUGUCUUUGUGUCGGAGCGGUGAAGACUUCGAAGCUCUCCGUCCUGUUGUCCGCGUGUGUGUUGCGUUGCUUGAGAGGCGUGUGUGUGUCAGGUGUGUGCUUGACAGGUGUGCGUGUGAGAGUUGUGUGUGUGAGAGGUUUGUCCGUGCACAGAGUGUCCGACGGGAUGAAGAGAGGAAAGAAGGCAGAGGCGGCCGAGCCGGCGUCGGGGGACGAGGACAAUGAAACCGCGACCCCUAAGAAGGCAAAGAAGGGGAAGGAGCCGGAGCCCCCCAUCCUGUACGAGGACCACCCCGAUGUGACCGCUGCCGCCGACGGCCGCGAGGCCAACAUGAAGAUCACCUCCUGGAACGUGGACGGCCUGCGGGCCUGGGUCAAGAAGAAGGGCCUGGAGUGGGUGCGUGAGGAGGCCCCAGACGUCUUGUGUCUCCAGGAGACCAAGUGUAACGAGAAGUCUCUCCCGGCGGAGAUCACCUCCAUGCCGGAGUUCCCCCACAAGUACUGGCUGAGCGCGGAGAAGGACGGCUACAGCGGCGUGGCCAUGCUCUGCAAGACGGAGCCCAUCAACGUCACCUACGGCAUCGGCAAGGAGGAGCACGACAAGGAGGGGCGCGUCAUCACCGCAGAGUUCCCCGCCUUCUUCCUGGUCACCACCUACGUCCCCAACUCGGGCAAGGGCCUGGUGCGGCUGGAGUACCGCAAGACCUGGGACGCGGACCUCCAGGCGUACCUGCUCGGCCUUGAGGAGAGCAAGCCCGUGGUGAUGUGCGGCGACCUGAACGUGGCCCACCAGGAGAUCGACCUGAAGAACCCCAAGGGCAACAAGAAGAACGCGGGCUUCACGGUGGAGGAGCGCGAGGCCUUCACCGCGCUGCUGGCCGCCGGCUUCACCGACAGCUUCCGCCACCGCUACCCCGAGCAGGCCAACGCCUACUCCUUCUGGACCUACAUGAUGAACUCGCGCUCCAAGAACGUGGGCUGGCGCCUCGACUACUUCCUGCUCUCCGAGGGCCUGAUGCCCGGCCUCUGCGACAGCAAGAUCCGCAACCAAGCCAUGGGUAGCGACCACUGCCCCAUCACCCUGUUUCUUGUCGUCUAGGCAACCGCCUCCUGCAGCGACCAGCCCUAAAGCGCUGUUGUUGAAGGGAAACCAAACUCUGAACUCUGAUGCUAACCGUCGCUUAAGUGUUUGGAACAAAGUGGUCCUUACCCCUAUAGACCGGUCACUGGGGUCCGAGGUUUAGAGUUUGGUUUCUCUUUAGAUGUGUUGUCCUGUGACUUCCUGGUGCUACUUACUGUAUGUCAGGUUCAUCGGUUUAGUGACCCAGAAAACGAGUUUGUAGAAAAAUAGAUUUGGUAUUUCUGUUUGAGUGCAAACACACUUGACUGCAAGGUGAGGGGAUUAACAUUUUUCAUACCCGAUGUUGGAGUACCUCUGUUCCUAAAUUGUAAUUUCAUAUUUUUUGUUGUCAAACUUAAUAAAAGUAUUUCUUAUCAAA